AUGGUGUUGAAUGGAAUUAUAACGUUUUCAUCGAUAUUUUUGUUCCUUUUCCAAGGUGUAACAAGCUUACGCGACGUAAAACUGUUAGUGGAGCCCUCAAUAGUCAUCAAAGGUGGAACAGCCGCGCUCAUCUGCUCGAGGGAUAUGCAAGGAGCUCCGCUGUACUCCGUGAAGUGGUACCGCGGGAACCACGAGUUCUUCAGGUAUACGCCGAUGGAGGAACCUGAUACCAGGGUAUUUGGACUACCUGGUAUCUAUGUUGAUAUGAAUCGUUCGAAUGGAACACAGGUAUUGCUACGGCGCUUAGAGCUGGGCCUCUCAGGGAACUUCAGCUGCGAAGUCACCGCUGACGCACCGUCCUUCGCCACGCAAAUCACCACAAAAUUUAUCGACGUUAUAGCACUACCAACAUUGCUACCGGUGCUCGUGACAGACAAAGAUCGUUACCAACCCGGCGCUAUGCUGCACGCGAACUGCACUUCACCACCUGCCAGACCUGCUGCGAAUCUGACUAUAUUUAUCAAUGAAGAACCGAUAAGAGCAUCAGAAACAAGUCUUCAACCAUUCGAAAACGGUCUCCUAACAGCCAAAGUGGGUGUAGACGUGAAGAUAACACCAGAACUCUUCCCCGGCGGAAGGCUGAGAGUCGCCUGCUACGCUACAGUGUACGAUGUUUACAACCAGUCCGCUAAACUUGAUUUCCUAACUCCAGAGACCGACCCCAGACCUGAAAGAAUAACUCUCGGAGGCGGAACAUCCAAAUGUGUCCUCAAUUGGUUUCUACUGCUCCUUCUGUUCUUCUUACCGAUGCUGGCAAUGGGCGAAGAUUAUGGACUUCUCAGCGAGGACUUCCUAGAUAUACCCUUCACAUACUACGAUGAAGAGAGUGAACAAAAUGCCAUCAUCUCUCUCGUUGGAGGGUGAACCUGGAAUUUACUAGACUAGUUAGUUAAUAUGAAAUACGAAUUUUGUCCGUGAAGAAGUGAAUCCAAUGUGUUGAUAUAACUAAAUGUACUUAAGAUAUACUUCAGGUCAUCCUUCUUUUCUAUUAUUCUCUGUGAGUGUGUUUUCACUCAAUGAAGUGGAGUGGAGACG
Messenger RNA from Pararge aegeria (speckled wood butterfly), 1095 nucleotides. RefSeq lists its product as uncharacterized. Bases 1 to 924 code for a protein of 307 amino acids. The record is from RefSeq and is a predicted model, not a curated record. Lineage: Eukaryota; Metazoa; Arthropoda; Insecta; Lepidoptera; Nymphalidae. The transcript has 6 exons.